UUAUAAGCGUUUAUAAACUGCAAACAAGAAUAAGUGAAAAAGAAAUUGUUUCCGAAGUAAAUUCACAUGACUGUAGAACUGAAGCGAUGGACCAGGAGCCAACUAUGUGGAUUAAAAAAGAGGAAACAUAUGAAGUACAAACUGAGUUAUGCUUCAUGUUUCUUGUAGACCCAUUAAAGACGGAAGGCUCUAGUGUUGGGGUAAAGCAAGAUUCCGAACUGAAACUACGUACUGAUGGAUCUGAGCAUAAUUCUGUUAAAAAUCCAUUAGGAAUAUCACGGUCCACUGAUUUUAUCAAGGAGGAUCCUGAAUUAUAUUUGGAAAUGAAUGAAACUGAGAAUAUUUUUCUUGAAGAUCCAUUACGGACUGACAACACUCCUGUUGGGGUAAAGCAGGAUCCUGAACUGCAACAAGAUGCUGAUCUAUCUGAGCAUAAUUCUGCUAAAAAUCCAUUGGGAAUAUCACGGUCCACUGAUUUUAUCAAGGAGGAUCCUGAAUUAAAUUUGGAAAUGAGUGAAACUGAGACUAUUGUGGAAACCUCAACAAGAUACGCAUCUGAUAGUGCAAGAUUGUCUCAGACUACUGGUGGGAGCUGUGGCAUAUCAUGUGAGGAAACGUGUCACCGUGGACUGGUCCAGGAUGAGUUGGUGGCAGACAUGGAGAAGUCAACACACAAGUUUGGUACCUAUACAGAAGAUGUGACUGUUAAUAAGGAAUGCUCAGUUGCCACCCAAUAUGACUGUAAUAUGAGGGAAAAGGAAUUACAUGUAUAUACCUGUAAUUUCUGUCAACAGAGCUUUCCUUCAAAAUACAGAUUCAUAAAGCAUGUGUUCAUGCACAUUGAUGGCAUGCAACCACCUUUGUAUGUUUGUAAGUGGUGUGGUGAGGUAUUUAACAGUAAUGUUAGUUUGAAAAAACAUUUGAGAAUGAGUGAGAAUUAUCAUGUCUUAACUGUUGCCAACCACGAAAGAUACGACUAUACUGAUGAACAUCAAAGCAGUAUCUUCUUGAAUAGUGAGCCAGAAGUUUUUGUCACAGAACUCAAUGAGCUGAAUCCAUACAAGGAAACUGGGAAAGCUGCAAACAAGUCCUCUAAUGACAUGUGUAACAUACACAUGACAAAUGAUGCCGAGAAAACAAAUGAUUAUGGAACUUUAUGUACAACUGUUAAUGUCAGUGCCCAGGUUGAUCUACUUACUGCAAAAAAAACUGACAAACGUGGUAUUUGUGGCAAAUUGAUUACUGUGUCAGGUGAUCUGAAGAAAAAAUCAUUCCUGCACACUGUGAAAAUACCUCACAAAUGUGAGAUUUGUGGGAAAUCUUUUUCUAGAUCAGGCGAUCUCAACAUACACACAUUAAAUCACACUGGAAAGAAACCCCACGAAUGUAAUAUUUGUGGGAAAUCUUUUACUAUGGCAUGGAAACUCAAGACCCACUCACUAAUUCACACUGGCAAGAAACCUCACAAAUGUGAGCUUUGUGGGAAGUCUUUUGCUUUCUCAGGCUAUCUCAAGAAACAUGAAGUAAUUCACACUGGAAAGAAACCUCACAAGUGUACGAUAUGUGGGAAUUCUUUUGCUGCGUCAAGCCAUCUCAAGAGACAUUCAUUAAUUCACACUGAUAAGAAACCUCACAAAUGUGAGAUUUGCGGGAAAUCGUUUGCCCAGCCAGGCACUCACAAGAGACACGUAAUAAUUCACACUGGAUGGAAACCAUACAAAUGUGAGAUUUGUGGGAAAUCUUUUGCUUUGUCAGGCAUUCUCAAGACACAUGUAUUAAUUCACACUGGAAAGAAACCUCACCUAUGUGAUAUUUGUGGGAAAUCAUUUUAUAGGGCAGGCGAUCUCAAGACACAUUCUUUAAUUCACACUGGAAAGAAACCCCACAGAUGCCAUAUUUGUGGGAAUUCUUUUGCUACGUCAAGCCAUCUCAACAGACACACAUUAACUCACACUGGAAAGAAACAUCACAAAUGUGAGAUCUGUGGGAAAUCGUUUGCCCAGUCAUGCAAUCUCAAGACACAUUUAUUAAUUCACACUGGAAAGAAACCAUACAAAUGUGAGAUUUGUGGGAAAUCGUUUGCCCAUUCAUGCAAUCUCAAGACACAUGUAUUAAUUCACACUGGAAAGAAACCAUACAAAUGUGAGAUUUGUGGGAAAUCAUAUGCCUUGUCAGGCGAUCUCAACAGACACGUAUUAAUUCACACUGACGUGAAACAUCACAAGUGUGAUAUUUGUGGCAAAUCAUUUGCUAGAUCAGGUGACCUCAAGAAACAUGCAUUAGAACACAUUGGAAGGGGGCCUCACAAAUGUGAUAUUUGUGACAAAAGCUUCACUCAAUUGGGUACUCUCAAGACACAUGCAUUACUUCACAUCAGAAAGAAACUGCAAGGAAGUGUUGGUUUUUACAAAUAGAUUUUUCUUGUAUGUCCCCUUAAGGCCUAUAAAAUAAUGGAUGUAGCAGGGGGACAAUAAAUUGUAAUGCCUGUGAAAUAACAUUAAAAUGUGAUAGGAUUGUGAAAAAAGUGCAACAAUGUGUGCUAUAGAGUGGUAAGAGAUAAUGUGACAAUAUAAAAAUCCAUAGCUGCACUUGAUAUGGCAGGAAAUUGUAUUACUGAAUACUCCAGAAACAUGAAUCAAAUGUGUUUUUGUCAUUAACAGUGCUGCAUUUUCCUAUCGAUCCUGAGACAAGAAGAUCUUGAAUUGUGAUAAAUUCUUACCUUUGCCAGUAAUCAUAAGUACCAUGCAAUAUUCAGUAUAAGGCCAAGAAAAUGUGAUGACUUGCUUGCUUAUUAUUCCUAACAUAGGCAUUAUGUAGUACUUGUAACUCUGCAUUUUAGAAUCAGUGAGAGCAAAAAUAUAUUCAUGGCACUUCCUUCACUCAGGCUAGUAAACUCAUUACUGGAGAAACACGAUUAUGGCAAUUAUUUUACUCAGGUACGUUUUCUCAAGAGAUCUGCUGUUUGUCAUUAAUAGUGUGUACAUUAAUGUUCUGUUAGUACUAAUCCUGCAUUAGUAAAAAUAACAAAUGUAACAACCUGAUUAAUAGCCUGUUUGUCCACCUGUGGAACACAACAUAAUGACAAUUCUAAAUGAUAUGGACUUGAUACAUCGCUUACAUGUUUCUGGAUGUAUGUUGCACCAGUUGUAUUCCACACGUUCAGAUCAGCUAAAUGGUGUGGUUGAGACAUCAAUGUUAGUUACCAUGAUAUUUAGACCACUGUUGAGUCGUUCUGCACAUGUGAAAUUAACAGUUCCUCUGCUGAAAGAUGCCUUCACCAUUGGAGAGCACAUCAGGCAUGAAGGAAUCUAUGCAGUGGCAAUAAAGAUCAUAUAGUCUGCAACUGUCAUGCCACCUUAGAUUAUUGCCAGAUGUCCCUGAGGAGCCCAACUGACUGUGCCAUAGCAUAAUGGACACUCCAUCUGGUGCCACUCACUUAGAUGAUACCAUAUCUGGACUUUUCAACCGACCUGGUAUAACACGAAAUGUCACCCAUCCUGACAGUUGACAUUAGCAUUGAUCUUCACUCCAGCAUCAACGAUCCCUUGCCCACCGCAGUUGCAACUGAACAUUUUGGUGGAUUGGUAUGGAAACAUACAGUGACCAUAUGUUGCGGAACCUCACAUUCAACAAUGUACAUUGGAUUGUGUGUUGAAAAACGUGUGGCUGCUCCAGCACUGUUUUAGGUCAUUAGAUAUGGCAUAUAUUGCCACAUGUCCAGCUGUACAGAGCAGGCAAGCUUCUGACCUCCAAGAUUUGUGAUGAAGUAUAGAUGUAUUACAUCUUUUCAUAAGGUUAUCUAUUUAUCACCUUUCUGCCAGUUUCCACAGAUGUUCACAACAGUAGCAUAGAUCCAGCCAACUAGCCUCACCACUUUUGAGGCGCUAGUUCCCAACUGCAAUGCUACUGUAACUUGUCCUUUGCUAAAGUCACUUAUGUCAUUGGAUUUACACGCUCGCAACCCAUCUAAUUGGUGGAACAAUUCCUUGUUAAUCUCUGGUCUGCUUAUAUACUUAUAAGGUGCUUACUGAAUUAUGUGCAUACAACAUAUGGCAUUCAGUCUCCUGAUGGGCAGUGUUCAUGACAUUUUUGCUCAUCAGUGCAUCUUCACAUGAUAGGUCAGAUGCAAAAAUGUGUAAUGUAACAAAUUCAUUGUGCUUGUUUGCCAUUUAACCAGUGAAUGACAGCUACGUUUCUUGUGAAAUUUUCUUGUUUCACAAAUUUCUGUACAUAAUUAAGAGAUAAUGUAGAUAAGUGUUAUGCACCAAAGCUCUUAAGUAUUUGUUCAGCUUUUAAUACUGUUUAAAUUCUACACGAAAUGAAAUAGGUAAACAAACAUUAGGUGUUCUGAUUAGGUUCCAGUUAUUUGUAUACACAAGAACAACACUUGGGAGAGCUUAGAACGUGAGUAGUAAAUA
This is a messenger RNA of Schistocerca serialis cubense, 4418 nucleotides long. RefSeq names its product zinc finger protein 708-like. The record is from RefSeq and is a predicted model, not a curated record. Lineage: Eukaryota; Metazoa; Arthropoda; Insecta; Orthoptera; Acrididae. The transcript has 8 exons. The coding region runs from base 87 to 2414 and encodes 775 amino acids.